Molecule: messenger RNA, 198 nt
Organism: Entrophospora candida
Lineage: Eukaryota; Fungi; Glomeromycota; Glomeromycetes; Entrophosporales; Entrophosporaceae
Source: the annotation of a GenBank genome assembly
AUUUAAGAGUAUUGACUGUUGACAAUGACUUUGAGUUAUCACACUCCAAAUUUGUACAUAAAGCAACACCAGUAAAAAUAGUCAAAGAUCACAUUAAAUGUUUAAGAACUAAUAAGUGCAUAUUUGAUACCUAUUUCAUGCAUAACCUUUCUGAAAAAGUUGCUAAUGAUUCCACUUUUUUUGGACUACAAUCAGCUG